GCUGCGCUGAGAACGGUCGGUAAAUCGCGCGCGGUCUGCGAUGUUUACCUCACGUGACCAGUUGCCCCAAAAAGGCCUGGUAACAAAACAUCCAAUAUGGCGGCUCGGUGAAAAGUCUGCAAAAUAUUUUUGCACAUAUCUUAUUCUUAAACCACCCAAGCCUCGAUUCAUAAGGAUUUCUCGCGACAAUCCUCGUGGAGUCUUCGAGCUACAUGGAUGUUGAUCAGUUCUUGUCAACUGUCUUCCCAUCGAAAAGGGACGAAAAUAUCGCCACCCCGAGACGGCCGUUAUUGGAGUAUGGGACCCUUCAGGAUCAUAUUGAAGAAAUUCUUGCUCAGUAUGAUGAGGAGCCUAAACCAGAGCUGGAUGCUGAAGAAAGAGCUUUAACAGAUGGAAGAAUUGGACCAGAGACAGUAGGAAUUGAUAGAGCUAGUCUUUGUGGCUCUAUGAAUAUUAAUGAUGGCAUCGAGAUUGAAAGCAAAAGCAACUUCGGCAGUGUUAGAGCAAAUCUCUGUGUUUGCAAAGGCAGGUGGAUGUAUGAGAUAUUGUUAGGGUCCAAAGGGAUCAUGCAGCUGGGAUGGGCGACCUUGCAGUGCAGGUUUACUAACGAGGUCAGUCUGGAAAAAUGAUGUGAGAAAAAAAGGUCACCUUUAUCAUGAUUCCAAAAAUUUAAUGACUAAACUUGCACCAGGCCAAUGGCUAUUUGAAAGAUACAUAUAACAAGUUGAUCUGAUUUGAGAAGCCAGGAGGUCAAAUCCUCACCAUGAUUUUUUUGUUGUUGUUAUUUCUAUUCCCCCACUGAAUGGUUUUUGAAAUUGCAAGUCAGGAGUUAUUAGGGGUGACAAACUGCAGGAUGUUUUUUUUUAUUUAUUGAAGGAGUGUGUAAAGCUCAACUGGAAUGGGGGUGCAAGCUAAACAAAAACAAGGGAAACAACAAUGAAAACAACACCUCUUCUGUGAAUGUUUGGUACAUAUAUACUGUACAGUGUAUGUGUGAUGAUUCGAACAAUUUUAAACUUUUGAUAAUUUACACAGUUGAACACUGCUAUUUCAAACUCUCAGGGGAAGUGAAAAAUACAAUCAAUUGUAUGGUGCACAUACAUGCAGUUUGAAAUAGUGGGAGUUUGAAAUAGCCUAUAGUAAAGGACUGAAGGGCAAGUUCGAGAUAAUGGGGAAUUCAAAGUCUAACUAAGUUCGAAUUAGCGGGAUCCAACUGUACUCUUUUAGCAUUAAAUCCAACAGCAGCAGCAAAACUCGGUCUACAGAAAUUAAUUCAGAGUGUGGCUGGAGUAAAACUGCUGGCCUGGUGAAUUUUUAUUAACUUUGAAGGGAGGCGUGGUGACCUCAUCGUUAGUGCGCUCGUCUCCGGAUCGAGUGGUCCGGGUUCGAGCCCUGGC
Molecule: messenger RNA, 1397 nt
Organism: Orbicella faveolata
Lineage: Eukaryota; Metazoa; Cnidaria; Anthozoa; Scleractinia; Merulinidae
Product: E3 ubiquitin-protein ligase RNF123-like
Cellular component (GO): cytoplasm
Molecular function (GO): protein binding; ubiquitin-protein transferase activity
Source: RefSeq, a predicted model, not a curated record